Lindgomyces ingoldianus is the source of this 756-nucleotide messenger RNA. RefSeq lists its product as uncharacterized. The record is from RefSeq and is a predicted model, not a curated record. Lineage: Eukaryota; Fungi; Ascomycota; Dothideomycetes; Pleosporales; Lindgomycetaceae. The transcript has 5 exons. The coding region runs from base 1 to 756 and encodes 251 amino acids.
AUGACGAACGGCUGUGCUGCGAAGUUCUUUGUCUGGGCCCACGCAGUGGUCCGCUUUCCACGCACCUCAUCGCCGGGGGGCCACUUACGCUGCUCUUGGCGGGGCCCUACCCGUACCGCGGCCAUUGUUAAAGGAAAGCCGGUGGCUGCUGAUCUGUCCACUGAUGCUUAUGAUGUUGAAGGCUUGAAGCUGCUGAAACUGGGCGCCGGAUCUGGAAAUGAGGGAUACUGCAGCCGGGCGGGUUCUGGUCAGCGGAACUCUUUCUCAAGUUGUGUAGCUCAAUGCAAGUACCUGCAUGCCCGUUCCAGCAAUCAGCAAGCCACACAGUGCAGCGCUCGCAACCCGAAACUGCAAGUCCAGCAGUGCAUGACUACACGACUGCAGCGUGGCCUUAUCAUCAGUCCAUAUAAAACCUUCCAAGGUUCGUCAAGGAAAAGCAUCACGAUCUUCAUUGCCAUUUCUCCAGGCUGCGAUCCGGUACCCCAUAGUCAUUCACUUAGACUGCCUACCCUGAAUAGGCCAAGACUCCGCCUCGGCCUCAACCACGCGAGACUUGCAAGCAUCUGGCCUGAUCAAAACCGCACGCAGCGCUGGCUCUUGAUAGCCGAUGGUUGCCCUUGCAUUGGCAUUGGUGAACUGCUUCCGAGGAGCGAUUUAUUCUCGUCGUUGAAGAAGAAAGUCGUCGUGUUGAGGAACACGGGUAACCCUUUGCCUGCAUACUUGAGCAAGAGGGAUUUAUCUGUGUUUGAUAUUUGA